AAAUCAUUUUACUUACAACAUUCACACAAUAAUUUUUUAACUAUUCUAUAUUAACUUUUGGUUUGGAUUAACUGUAGCAUCUUUUUUUUUUCUUUUAAUACCAAGUCCAUUUGCUUGUGAAGUUAAAUUAUCUAAUCCUUUAACUUUUAAAGUAUGGUGUAUCUAAUGUUUUCCCCUCCAAAAUUUUAAUAAAUCCUGCUCACUUCCCUUUAAAAGGGUGUUGAUAAGAAGCCACAGGGCUGAGCUUAGUGAUACCUUAUUGGCUACUGAUAGGGUUAGAUAGCAGGUCUACAUUAACUAGUGGUGUGUGUACCUGCUUGUUUACAUCAUAUCUUUGUGGUAGUAUCAGUGAAAGGACAAACUUCAUCAUGGGAUCCAUCGUAUCCAGGAUCACCAGAACCAAAUCAACAGUGUAGUGACUAUGGCCAAAAGCAAUAAUGCCAAAGUCUCGGAGUCCUCUACUUCUCCACGUCAGCGUAAAUCUACCAAUGGUCUUCACACAUCGCCCUCAGAAGUUAAGUUCCAUACCAUGACUGACACUUUAGAAACGGAGAGGAAGGAAAGGGAGAAACUGGUUCUCUGGCGCCAUCCACUGACCACCUUGCAGUACUUUGUUCUAGAAGUUUUUGUGCUCGCCUCCCUUUUGGGAAACAGGUUAUACAAAAGGAAAAAAUCAGUUGCCUUGACCUUAGUGUUAAUCAGCAUAGCAUAUGUGAUUUAUCAAAUGGAUGGUCCUCAUCAAAAGUUUGUACAGUCUGUAGAGAAAAAGUUCUUGUGGUGCGCCUACUGGGUCGGUCUCGGCAUUCUUUCAUCUGUGGGUCUGGGCACUGGUUUACACACAUUUUUACUCUACUUGGGUCCACACAUAGCAGCCGUAACAUUGGCAGCUUUUGAGUGUAAAUCUACAAAGUUUCCAGAACCACCGUACCCAUCUGAGAUUAUCUGCCCUGAGAAACAAGACAAUCAAAAUAUGUCAAUAUGGGCAAUCAUGAGUAAAGUUCGUUUAGAAGCUAUUAUGUGGGGAGCAGGGACAGCCAUUGGUGAGCUGCCACCAUAUUUCAUGGCCAGGGCAGCUCGCUUGUCUGGUGUAGACCUAGAAGAUGAUGACUUUGAGGAGAUUGAGGAGCUGCUGCAUGAGAAGAAAAGACAUCCUGAAGAAAUGGGAUUUUUGGAAAAGGCCAAGCUGUCUAUACAUAAUUUAGUACAGCGAGUUGGAUUCUUUGGCAUUUUGGCCUGUGCUUCAAUUCCAAACCCAUUGUUUGAUCUUGCUGGAAUCACUUGUGGUCAUUUCCUCAUCCCAUUCUGGACAUUCUUUGGGGCUACCCUCAUUGGCAAAGCUAUUGUCAAAAUGCAUAUUCAGAAACUGUUUGUUAUAUUUAUAUUCAGUGCUCACCAUGUGGAGCAGGUUGUUAGGCUGAUUGGGUAUAUUCCCCAUUUUGGACCUCUGGCCCAGAAGCCAUUUACCGACUACUUGGAAAAACAAAAACAGAAACUCCAUCAUAAGCCAGGUGUUGGUCAGGAUGAUGGGGGUGGCAACAUUUUGUCCUGGUGUUUUGAGAAGCUUGUCAUGGUGAUGGUGGUGUACUUUGUCCUCUCUAUAUUCAACUCCAUGGCCCAGAGCUACCACAAGAGACUAUGCAAGAGCAAACGUGCCUCCAGCAAGACUGCCAUCCACUGAACUCUCUCCCUGUGGAUCUGAAACGAGAUUAGUUUUUCUUUUUUUUUUUUAAUCAGACAUCAGAUUUUUUUUUUUUGUUUCUCUCUGCAUAAAAAUUAUUCAAUAUUUUUGAUGCAAGGUGUAAAAUUGACUGGUGACUGAGUUCACUUAUCCAGACUGGGAUAAAGUUUGUUUUGAUACAAGCUGAUCCAGUUGUUUUGUAGAAUAUUAACUUAUUGAUAUGGUCCCUGAACCUUUCCCUAUGAACAAUCCUGUAUAUUUGUAUACACUUUUCUCUAUCAUACUGGAAGGAUGGUUUGGAGGAAAUGUUUGUUUUAAUUUAUGAUUGGUAACUUAAUACAUGUUUUUUUAAGCAAGUCCCGUGGGUUGUAUUGAUAAUCAUGAUAAUCAUCUUCUUGUGUUGUGUGUCAUGGAAAAAAGUGGAGGCAUUCACCUUAGCCUUCUAUUUUCAGUCUUGUUUUAGCCUUGGUUAUUUCUUCCAUGUUUUCUUUCAUUGUUCUGGGUUUAAAAAUUAUAAGAUUUAUUAUUGUUCUCAUACUUUUUGUCAGUCGAGUUUUGCGUUUAAUUUUAAAGAUGAGAUUUAAACUGGUUUAUUUUUUCUUGAUAUUUCGACCAUUCUAGUUCAGUGAUUGUAUGGAAGGUGGAUUUUUUUCUCAAUGAAUCACAACUAGAGUUGUCUUUCAUCAGAUUGUAUCAUUGUAUUUUGCUCAGUAUCAAUGGUAUUGUCAGUCACAUCAGUCUGUAUAGUUAAUCUUGGACAUCAAACUUUGAAAUGUACCCAGCAUGGCGAGGCAGCAAAGUAAUUUUCAUAUUGAAACACUUUGUAACUACAGGAUAAAUUGAAUAACAAGUGUUGGACCAACUACGUUUACUUAUAAUUGGCCAGUUUUUGUUCAAUGAAUGUAUUUUUUUUACACCAAUUUGCAAAAAAUUAUACAUAUCACACCAUUUUUUUUAAAAUUACUUUUUUUGUGAUUGUAAUUUUAUGGAAAUAUAGAACUUUAAAACAACAUGCUACUGUAGUGCAAUGAUAGCCAUCUUUUUUAAAUUAACAUUAAUGCAAUAAAAAAAUUGUUGUUUACUAUCAUUAAUUUCGUCGGUCUAGAACAAUCUGAUGGAAUUGUUAGUGUUGAUAAAGUGUAUUCUUAUAACCAGGAAGUUUCUGUCUUGUUGUGUAUGUGUAUCCUAGAAUCUGUAGCAUAGAGCUUGUGUACAUAGCACUCUACCAAUAGCUUGUUUUUGAUGGAGAAGAGAACUUGCAUUCCAUGUAAUUCCAUUUUGUUGUGUAUAUUUUUCAGUUAACCAUUCUUCAUCAUGCAUUUAUAUAUGGAUUGAGUUUAAUGUUGUGUUACAGCCGUGCUUGAUUUCUUUUCUAUAUAAAAUCAUUGGUUAACAUAUGAAGCAAUAUUAUCUUAGUGUGUAUGAUGUAAUGUUUUGGGUUAGGUUAAAGGUUAGCCUGGUCUUAUGUUAAAGUGUUACACACGCAUGCGUUGUGAUAAAGGCAAACAGUAUUUGGUUUCAUUUGUAGCAGUUGAGUUGUUUCAGAUGUGUGGUGGUUUUCUUGCAUGAAUCAAACAAAUCUCAAUGAUCUCAACCCUGGCAUUGGUUGGUUGCUUUGAGUGGCUGGUCUAAAACAGUAUUGCUUUAAGUCUAGGUGCUUUGUGUGUUGGGGCAUCUCUUUGAUUAGCUGGUCUUAAACAUUGCCGGCUUUAGUCUAGUUGGUUUGUGUGGCUGGUCUAAAGCAGUGCUGGUCAACAUGUUUGUGUGUGUGUAGGGCAUCUCGUUAAGUGGCUGGUCUAAAACAGUAUUGCUCUAAGUCUAGGUGGUUUGUGUGUAGGGCAUCUAUUUGAGUGUCUGGUCUUAAACUGUUCAAAAAGUGAGGCAGAUGCUCCAUCAUGUUGUAUUAUUUGUCAUGUUGCUAGCUACAAGACAAUCCUCAGUAUCCCGUAUAAUACAUGUCAUUUAAUAUAACCCGUUAUAACAGGAAAAUAUAUUGUCAUUUAUUAUAAAACUUGUUAGUUUAAUUCAAAGAAUGUUUGCUCAUAUCAGAUCUCUUAGGUUAACUGCAGAUAUCUGUCACUCAAUGCUUACUGCCUGGCUGUACAAGUGUGUGUUGAUGUUUCGAUGGAAUAAGUGUACAAUCUAUCAUCACUGACUAAUGUACUGAAAUGUUUUGUGUUGGUACUUCUGUCCUGAUGAACUCUGACUUGUACAAUCUAUCAUCACUGACUAAUGUACUAUUUGUGUUUACUGCCUGUACAAGUGUGUGUUGAUGUUUCGAUGGAAUAAGUGUACAAUCUAUCAUCACUGACUAAUGUACUGAAAUGUUUUGUGUUGGUACUUCUGUCCUGAUGAACUCUGACUUGUACAAUCUAUCAUCACUGACUAAUGUUCUAUUUGUGUAUACUGCCUGUGUGUUGGUGAACUCUUACAUGCACAUCUAUCAUCACUGACUUGGCUAUCUCUAAUGUACUGACCAUGUAGCUACUGCCUCUCUGUGUGUGUUUAUGAACAAAUCUGAGAUUUCCAUCUAGAGUUAUCUCCCAGCCCCAUGAAACCUGUGAAGCUUUCCAUUCCUUACCUGUUUUGUUUAUAUUUUUUCAGUCCAAACCUUUUGAUUUGUGUAAUUGUUUUGUUUAUGUUGAGAGGAAGCACCAGGGUGGGCCAUUUUUUUUUUUCUUAAUUAGACAUCAAUUUAUCUUUUUUUUUUUCAAAUUUUACUUAAAUUGCAACAUGUCAUGUUUAAUUAGUUUAUUGUUGAAUUAUUGAUUUAUAAAAACAUCUUGUAUUUAAACAUUUUUAGUAACACAAAUUGUAAUUUGAAGGAGUUUUGUUUUCUGCUUAGCAGAUUUUCUACGUUAGGCUGAGAAUGUGUCAGAUGAUUUAUGGUUUUUUUUACUUGUGCGAUCAAGCUGUUGGUGAGUUGUGUUGGCCUAAACAGAACAAUUAAACAAAUUCAUUUUA
Molecule: messenger RNA, 4642 nt
Organism: Physella acuta
Lineage: Eukaryota; Metazoa; Mollusca; Gastropoda; Physidae
Product: vacuole membrane protein 1
Source: RefSeq, a predicted model, not a curated record